AUGGCCAAUUAUUUCMAGAAAAAAAGAAAACCGAGCAAAAGACGAYCUGGACUUGCACUCGGAGGAGAGAAYAACAUAAAAAAUGUCGACCUUGCUUCACUGCCGACAUAUUCAUUUAAAAUAUGYAUUCUUGGGGCUGCGGGUGUUGGCAAAACAUGUCUUGUGAAAUCAUUCUUUGGAGAUGACUUCGUCCAGAAACAUAUACCAACCGUAGACGACUAUUAUGUYCAUGCUAUCAGCCUUAACGGACAAGCUUACCAUACUACUUGUAUCAUUGAUACAUCGGGGACUUACAGCUUUCCAGCAAUGCAGAGGCUCGCAAUUGAAUCAAGCCAGGGUUUUCUUGUUUUGUAUGCACUGGACGACAUAGCUUCAUUUCACGAUGCAAUUCGCUUGCUAGACCAUGUAGCUGCUUUGAAGGUCGGGGGUGAUAAUAAAAUAGUGUUAAAUCUGGUAGCGACAAAGCUCGACGUUGAUUACAGCAAGCGACAGGUCAGCACAGAAAUGGCUUUGUUAGAAAUUAACCGAAGGACAUGGUUAAAUGGUGAUUACAUCGAGGUUUCAUCCAAGGCUGAAUUUCGUGUUUCGUGCGCUUUUCACAGUUUAUUGAGAAACAUGAUCAGCGAAUGUCAGUCCAAGGAGAAGAAAAAGGCAAGAAAACUUUUAUCCAGGAGAAUGAGAAGCUAUAAGCUGGUCAGAAGAAAUAAGUAUAAAGCGUGA
Messenger RNA from Exaiptasia diaphana, 720 nucleotides. RefSeq names its product ras-related protein Rap1-like. NCBI's taxonomy places the organism in Eukaryota, Metazoa, Cnidaria, Anthozoa, Actiniaria, Aiptasiidae. The record is from RefSeq and is a predicted model, not a curated record. Gene Ontology annotation, molecular function: GTP binding; GTPase activity. The transcript has a single exon. Bases 1 to 720 code for a protein of 239 amino acids.